Saccharomyces kudriavzevii IFO 1802 is the source of this 2964-nucleotide messenger RNA. It is a transcript of the gene PFK1, whose product is annotated as 6-phosphofructokinase subunit alpha. The record is from RefSeq and is a predicted model, not a curated record. Gene Ontology annotation, molecular function: ATP binding; monosaccharide binding; fructose-6-phosphate binding. NCBI's taxonomy places the organism in Eukaryota, Fungi, Ascomycota, Saccharomycetes, Saccharomycetales, Saccharomycetaceae. The coding region runs from base 1 to 2964 and encodes 987 amino acids. The transcript has a single exon. Gene Ontology annotation, cellular component: cytoplasm; 6-phosphofructokinase complex; mitochondrion. Gene Ontology annotation, biological process: fructose 1,6-bisphosphate metabolic process; fructose 6-phosphate metabolic process; canonical glycolysis.
AUGCUAUCUCAAGAUUCUUGCUACGGUGUUGCAUUCAGAUCUAUCAUCACCAAUGAUGAAGCUCUAUUCAAGAAAACUAUUCACUUCUACCAUACUUUAGGGUUUGCCACCGUCAAAGAUUUCAAUAAAUUCAAACAUGGUGAAAAUAGCUUAUUAUCUUCAGGGACUUCUCAAGAUUCUUUGAGAGAAGUUUGGUUAGAAUCUUUUAAAUUGAGUGAAGUGGAUGCUUCUGGUUUCCGUAUACCACAACAAGAAGCAACCAAUAAGGCUCAAAGUCAAGGUGCUUUGUUGAAGAUUCGUUUAGUUAUGUCUGCCCCAAUUGAUGAGACUUUCGAUACCAAUGAAACUGCCACAAUUACUUAUUUCUCUACUGAUUUAAACAAGAUCGUCGAACAAUUCCCAAAACAAGCCGAAAAGUUAUCCGAUACCUUAGUAUUCUUGAAAGAUCCAAUGGGCAACAACAUCACUUUCUCAGGCUUAGCUAACGCCACCGAUUCUGCUCCAACUUCCAAAGACACUUUCUUGGAUGCCACCUCUGAGGAUGAGAUCAUUUCUAGAGCUUCUUCCGAUGCUUCUGACUUAUUGAGACAAACAUUAGGCUCUUCUCAAAAGAAGAAGAAAAUUGCCGUCAUGACUUCCGGUGGUGAUUCUCCUGGUAUGAAUGCUGCUGUUCGUGCUGUUGUUCGUACAGGUAUACACUUUGGUUGUGAUGUCUUUGCCGUUUACGAAGGUUACGAAGGUCUACUAAGAGGCGGUAAAUACUUAAAAAAAAUGGCCUGGGAAGACGUCAGAGGUUGGUUGAGUGAAGGUGGUACUUUGAUUGGUACUGCUCGUUCUAUGGAAUUCAAGAAGCGUGAGGGUCGUAGACAAGCCGCAGGCAAUUUGAUUUCUCAAGGUAUCGAUGCUUUGAUUGUCUGUGGUGGUGACGGUUCUCUGACUGGUGCUGAUCUUUUCAGACACGAAUGGCCAUCCUUGGUCGAAGAAUUGGUUGCUGAAGGUAGAUUCACUAAAGAAGAGGUUGCUCCAUUCAAGAAUUUGUCCAUCGUUGGUCUUGUUGGUUCUAUUGAUAAUGAUAUGUCUGGUACUGACUCCACCAUUGGUGCUUACUCUGCUCUGGAAAGAAUCUGUGAAAUGGUUGACUAUAUCGAUGCUACUGCUAAGUCUCAUUCUCGUGCCUUCGUUGUCGAAGUUAUGGGUAGACAUUGUGGUUGGUUGGCCUUGAUGGCUGGUAUUGCCACUGGUGCUGAUUAUAUUUUCAUUCCAGAAAGAGCUGUCCCUCACGGCAAAUGGCAAGACGAAUUGAAAGAGGUUUGUCAAAGACAUAGAAGCAAGGGCAGAAGAAACAACACCAUCAUUGUCGCUGAAGGUGCUUUGGAUGAUCUAUUGAACCCCGUUACGGCAAAUGACGUUAAAGACGCCCUAGUCGAUUUAGGUUUAGAUACCAAAGUGACCAUUCUAGGUCAUGUUCAAAGAGGUGGUACCGCUGUUGCUCAUGACAGAUGGUUGGCUACUUUGCAAGGUGUUGAUGCUGUCAAGGCAGUUCUAGAAUUCACUCCGGAAACUCCUUCUCCAUUAAUUGGUAUCUUAGAGAACAAAAUUAUUAGAAUGCCAUUGGUUGAAUCUGUGAAGUUGACUAAAUCUGUCGCCACUGCCAUUGAAAACAAAGAUUUCGAUAAAGCAAUUUCUCUAAGAGAUACCGAAUUUAUUGAAUUAUACGAGAACUUCUUGUCUACUACCGUUAAAGAUGAUGGCUCCGAGUUUCUACCAGUGUCCGAUAGAUUGAAUAUCGGUAUUGUCCACGUUGGUGCUCCAUCGGCUGCUUUGAAUGCUGCUACUCGUGCCGCGACUUUAUACUGUUUGUCUCACGGGCACAAACCUUACGCUAUCAUGAACGGUUUCAGUGGGUUGAUUCAAACCGGUGAAGUUAAGGAGUUGUCAUGGAUUGAUGUUGAAAACUGGCACAACUUGGGUGGUUCCGAAAUCGGUACCAACAGAUCUGUUGCCUCAGAAGACUUGGGUACUAUCGCUUACUACUUCCAAAAGAAUAAACUAGAUGGUUUGAUUAUCCUUGGUGGUUUUGAAGGUUUCAAAUCUUUGAAGCAAUUGCGUGAUGGUAGGACUCAACACCCAAUCUUCAACAUCCCAAUGUGUUUGAUUCCAGCUACUGUUUCCAACAACGUUCCAGGUACUGAGUAUUCACUUGGUGUUGAUACCUGUUUGAACGCAUUGGUCAAUUACACCGAUGAUAUUAAACAAAGUGCUUCUGCCACCAGAAGAAGAGUAUUCGUUUGCGAAGUCCAAGGUGGUCACUCCGGUUAUAUCGCUUCCUUCACUGGUUUGAUUACUGGUGCUGUUUCUGUGUACACUCCAGAAAAGAAGAUCGAUCUAGCUUCCAUCAGAGAAGAUAUAACUUUGUUACAAGAAAACUUCCGUCACGAUAAAGGUGAAAACAGAAAUGGUAAGCUACUGGUCAGAAAUGAACAAGCUUCUAGCGUAUAUAGCACACAAUUACUUGCUGACAUCAUUUCCGAAGCAAGCAAGGGUAAGUUCGGUGUUAGAACCGCCAUUCCUGGACAUGUCCAACAAGGUGGUGUUCCAUCUUCCAAGGAUCGUGUUACUGCUUCUAGAUUUGCUGUUAAAUGUAUCAAGUUCAUUGAAAAAUGGAACAAGAAGAAUGAAGCUUCUCCAAACACUGAUGCUAAGGUUUUGAGAUUCAAGUUCGAUACCCACGGGGAAAAAGUACCUACAGUUGAACACGAAGAUGACUCUGCUGCUGUUAUCUGCGUCAAUGGUUCUCACGUUUCCUUCAAGCCAAUUGCCAACCUAUGGGAAAAUGAAACCAAUGUUGAAUUAAGAAAGGGUCAUGAAGUCCACUGGGCUGAAUACAACAAGAUUGGUGACAUUCUAUCCGGUAGAUUAAUGUUGAGAGCUGAAGUGGCCGCUUCAACCACCGAGAACAAGUGA